This is a messenger RNA of Hyaena hyaena (striped hyena), 1819 nucleotides long. RefSeq names its product forkhead box S1 (gene FOXS1). Gene Ontology annotation, biological process: regulation of transcription by RNA polymerase II; anatomical structure morphogenesis; cell differentiation. The record is from RefSeq and is a predicted model, not a curated record. Gene Ontology annotation, molecular function: RNA polymerase II cis-regulatory region sequence-specific DNA binding; DNA-binding transcription factor activity, RNA polymerase II-specific. The coding region runs from base 567 to 1559 and encodes 330 amino acids. The transcript has a single exon. NCBI's taxonomy places the organism in Eukaryota, Metazoa, Chordata, Mammalia, Carnivora, Hyaenidae.
CCCCGUCUCUGUAGCUUUAUUUCUUUCGGUGAUUCUAACUUUCUCCAUAUAGCGUGUGUGCUCGUGUGCACAUCUGGCUCUGUGUGUCUCUGUUUUUUCCGUCUCUGUCUUAUCUUCGUCUCUUUAGGUAUGUCUCUGCCUCUACCUCCCUGUGUAUGUCACUGCUGCUCUUGUUACCGCUUUACCUUUCCGUGUCUUUCUGGUUUUAACCACCUCUCUUUUUGGUUCUGCCUCUCGCUUGCUUUGCACAUCCUGUCCCUGGCCGCCACCACCGCCCAGCACGUGUGGGCUGAGGGUCUCAGCCCCUUCCCUCCUGUCUCCUCACCCAGGCAGCUGCUCACAGUUUCCCAGCCCGGCCUCCCUGCCCGCCCCUCCUGGGCCUUGGAGGAGGGGGGCAGGGAUGAAGGGAGGGCAGCCUGGUGGGCCCACCCCUUUUUGCCUUUCCAGGCUGGGAGGCUGGGCCAGUGAGCCUUUUAACCAGCUCCGGGCAGGCUGUGCUGGACACCAGCCCCGGACGCGGCCCCUCUGUGGUCCCGACGGCCGCCAGCCCGGCCAGCCCGGCCAGCAUGCAGCAACAGCCCCCGCCUGGGCCCUUGGCCCCUGCGGCCGAGCCCACCAAGCCUCCGUACAGCUACAUCGCUCUGAUCGCCAUGGCCAUCCAGAGCUCGCCGGGACAGCGGGCCACGCUCAGCGGCAUCUACCGCUACAUCAUGGGCCGCUUCGCCUUCUACCGCCACAACCGGCCCGGCUGGCAGAACAGCAUCCGCCACAACCUGUCGCUCAACGAGUGCUUCGUCAAGGUGCCCCGUGAUGACCGCAAGCCGGGCAAGGGCAGCUAUUGGACGCUGGACCCCGACUGCCACGACAUGUUUGAGCAUGGCAGCUUCCUGCGCCGACGCCGACGCUUCACCCGGCGAGCAGGUGCGGAGGGAGCCAAGGGCCCUGCCAAGGCACGCCGUGCACCCCUCAGAGUGGCCAGCCAGGACCCGGGAGUCCCCGACGCCGCAGCUGGCAGGCGGUGCCCAUUCCUGCCAGAGCUGCCAGAGCCCAAGGGCCUAAGCUUUGGGGGUCUGGUAGGGGCCUUGCCAGCCACCAUGUGUCCUGCAGUCACUGAUGCCAGGCCUCGGCCACCCAUGGAGCCCAAAGAGAUGCCCACCCCUAAGCCUGCAGGCCCGGGGGAGCUCCCUGGGGCCCCCUCGUCUCCCCCAUGCCCAGCAUACGGCUUUCCUGGCGGCUUCUCUGAGGCUGAGGGUUUCAGUAAGGCCCCCACACCCAUCCUGACCCCCGAGGCGGGUGUCGGGAGCAGCUACCAGUGCCGGCUGCAGGCACUGAAUUUCUGCAUGGGGACUGACCCCGGCCUUGAACACCUCUUGGCCUCAGCAGCCCCCUCUCCUGCACCGCCCACCCCUCCAGCCUCACUCCGUGCCACGCUGCCACUGCCAGCUGACCCCAAGGAACCCUGGGUUGCAGGCAGCUUGCCUGUCCAGGGAGGCUCCAGCUACCCACUGGGGCUGACCCCCUGCCUAUACCGGACACCAGGAAUGUUCUUCUUUGAGUGAAGCCAGCCUGGCCUCGGGCAGUGCCUGCAGGGCCCCUGCCAACGGCACCCUCCGGGGUGAGCCUGACUCGAGGAUCUCGGGAGCCCUCGAGGGACCCAGGCCUGGCAAGCCAACAACAGCUGGGACAGGAGCCAAGAUCGGAGUAGUGAACACGCAGCCAGCCCUCAGGGCCUCUGGACAGACUCGAGGGAGAGGGGAGGCGGGGCCCCCUUGGGUUCGCUCUGUGGCUCUCAGGGCCAAUAAAACCAGUAUGAUGAUGA